AUGGCUAUGCUCUCCACUGCACUCUCUGGUCCGAAAUCUGCAACUUCUUAUUGCGCUCCCGAGUUCUCUGGUCUUCGCCGUUUAUGUCCAAACAACAACAGCAACAGCAACUCUCAUUCCCAGUCCUUUCUUCGCUUCUCUUCUCCCCGAAAACCUCUUAAAAGCGUUGUUGCCAUGGCUGGCACUGGAACGUUCUUUGUUGGAGGAAAUUGGAAAUGUAAUGGAACGAAAGAAUCCAUUACCAAGCUUGUUUCAGACUUGAACAGCGCAAAGUUGGAGUCUGAUGUUGAUGUUGUAGUAGCACCUCCCUUUGUUUACAUCGAUCAGGUUAAGUCUUCCUUAACUGACAGAAUUGAGAUAGCAGCUCAAAACUCUUGGAUCGGUAAAGGCGGGGCUUUCACAGGAGAAAUCAGUGUGGAACAACUGAAAGAUAUUGGCUGCAAGUGGGUUAUUCUUGGGCAUUCUGAGCGCAGGCAUGUAAUUGGUGAAGAUAAUCAGUUUAUAGGAAAGAAGGCGGCUUACGCCUUAAGCCAGGGUCUUGGGGUAAUAGCUUGUAUUGGUGAACUGUUAGAAGAAAGAGAAGCAGGGAAAACUUUUGAUGUUUGUUAUCAGCAAUUGAAGGCAUUUGCAGAUGCCGUGCCCAGCUGGGAUAAUAUUGUUAUUGCAUAUGAACCUGUAUGGGCUAUUGGUACUGGUGUAGUGGCCACACCUGUGCAGGCUCAGGAAGUACAUGUAGCUGUCCGUGAUUGGCUUAAAAACAAUGUCUCGGCAGAAGUCGCAUCAAAAACACGUAUCAUCUAUGGAGGAUCUGUAAACGGAGGCAACUGUGCUGAACUUGCGAAGCAAGAAGAUAUUGAUGGUUUCCUUGUUGGUGGUGCAUCCUUGAAGGGCCCCGAGUUUGCUACCAUUGUCAAUUCUGUAACAUGCAAGAAAGUUGCUGCUUAA
Molecule: messenger RNA, 945 nt
Organism: Dovyalis caffra
Lineage: Eukaryota; Viridiplantae; Streptophyta; Magnoliopsida; Malpighiales; Salicaceae
Source: the annotation of a GenBank genome assembly